AUGUCUGUUUCAGCGGCAUCAGGGACCGAAUCGGACAACCAGGCUAUGGACUUGACGUCACUGAAAGACGCGAUCCAAUCACCAUCAAAGCCGAAACAACCAGGGAACACCUUAAUAAAACCCAAAUCGGCCUCCAAGAAGCGGCGCAUGAAAGCCAGAGCCAAGGCAGCGGCACAACGCGCAGAAGCGGUAGAUGCUGCGAGGCAUCAACUCGGGUCCUGCCCAGCGACGACCAAACCUAAAGGGGAGGCGUCAACGAGUGGACCCAGUGCACCUGCAACUGGGACGAGGGCCGUUCUGGCUGCUGGCACACAAAAGCGCAGCAUGAAACCGCGAGGUCGUAAGAAACCCAGGACAAACGACCCAAAAAACGAGGCAAGACCGCAAAAGCGUACACGUCCAGAAGACACCGUCACACCAACCGGGGAAGGGGUUCUAUGA
This is a messenger RNA of Achroia grisella, 441 nucleotides long. RefSeq lists its product as uncharacterized. The transcript has 2 exons. The record is from RefSeq and is a predicted model, not a curated record. NCBI's taxonomy places the organism in Eukaryota, Metazoa, Arthropoda, Insecta, Lepidoptera, Pyralidae. The coding region runs from base 1 to 441 and encodes 146 amino acids.